This is a messenger RNA of Phytophthora nicotianae INRA-310, 1789 nucleotides long. RefSeq lists its product as hypothetical. Gene Ontology annotation, biological process: phospholipid metabolic process. Gene Ontology annotation, molecular function: phosphatidate phosphatase activity. The transcript has 4 exons. NCBI's taxonomy places the organism in Eukaryota, Oomycota, Peronosporomycetes, Peronosporales, Peronosporaceae. Bases 421 to 1224 code for a protein of 267 amino acids. The record is from RefSeq and is a predicted model, not a curated record.
AGACAAGCAGACCCCAAUUCUGAGACCGUACUUGUGUACAUCUACAUUUUUGCAUUCUUCAUCACAGGAAUGAGCGACGUCGCGACUGCAAACGGCGGUGGCUUCCGUCCUGAAGCCGACGGCUACCAGGCAGUGCACACGCCUACACUGGACGAGAAGCACAGCAGUGACACGACGACAGUUCCGGCAGACAGCACAGAGGUCCGACCUAGCCCGAAGAAGUGGCACAAGCUUUUUCACGAGUAUCGGGUCAUCGAAUAUGCGUUUGCCAUCGUUCUGUACAUCAUUGCAAGAAGACUGGGCAAGUGGGUGAAGAUGCACAGGCGUGAGUAUUGAGACGACAGAAGUAAUGGCCAUUUGCCUACAAAAUGUUUCAACGAAGUUGCUACUAUUUGACCAGGCGCCUUCCCUCGGAUUGAAAUGCGCUUGAACUCGACCACCAGCAUUUGGGGACGAGACCCUGCUAUGGAUCAGGAAAAGCUGUCCGAGCAAGUGCCGAUGUAUAUGCUAAUUAUCGUCAGCCUCGCGAUCGCAAUCGUGGUCAACCUCUCAAUAAACUACGUGUUUCCCAGGCUUGUCAAGGUCCGCGACAUUGAACACGACUUCCGCGACUUUCUGCUGAGUCUAGGUCAAGCUAUCACGCUCUCGACCUUCCUGGUGAACUUCAUGAAGAACAUGACAGGUCGAUUUCGUCCGUGUUUCUACGAUAUGUGCGGCUGGAACUACGACGUGGUUUGGGAUGGCACCACGGACUUGUGCAGCGACUCGGAUGGCGAUGACGAAGGGCGAAAGAGUUUUCCAUCCGGACAUUCAUCAUUUGCGUGGUCAGUUAUGGGCGUACUCACGCUCUACCUUCUCGGGCGUGCAAGACUCACUAGUGCUGAGCAAAGCAGCUCGAUUCUUCAAGAAGGCAUACGGACGUUCAAGCUCUUCUUCUGCUUUCUGCCGUGCUUGGGGGCUGCGUGGGUCGCCAUCACACGCUCCACAGACAACCGACACCAUUACAGUGACAUCGUUGCGGGCAGCGUAAUUGGCGCUGCAGCCGCUUGCCUGGCUUACAACCACAACUACGGAUCGAUUUAUAGCUGGGAGAUGGCAGGGUUGCCGUGGGAAACCAUCCACGAGCGGAGAAAGGCAAAAGUAGACGAUGUCGUGAGCAGCUCACAGAUUGAGGAGGGGGCCGCCAACGGGGGGGCAUAUCGUCGAAACGAUCAAUCGCACUAGCAACACGUUCAAUGUGGGGACGAUAAGUUCUCGUUGAUAACAAGUGAUAACCCCCUAAUACGUGAGUCAAUGACUUGAAAUCGGGCAAAUGAGUUUACCCACACCGCGGGUGCACUGCAGCUGACGCAGGUGAUCAUGGACGCUAGAGAUCAAAUUGAUUGUAGUGCUCGUGAUCACAACUACGGUGUCCGUUGGAAGCUAUCAGGGUCCAUGAUUCUGGGAAAUGAUCUGGCCAUGUUUGUCAAGGCGAAGCUAAAAGACCUGUGAGCAAUUGUUUAUCGGACGGAUAGGCCCACCCACGCAGGUGCAGGUGAUCAAGAACAACGAUCAAACGGAUUUUCGUUGCCACAUUUUGUUGAUUAUAGCCUGUCCUUGUUUUGUUUCUGGUUUUCGGUGACCAGAUGCGAGAUAAAAUCUGAUACAACUGUCUGUCAGAACACUUACUUUAGGUAGAUGAGCUGAUAUUUUUCGGAACUUGGCUGAGUAUUUGUAGGAGGCUAUCCUCUUAUUAUCGAUGACACAGAAUUUAAACAGUCGCACCAGAUUAAUCAAUCCCAUCCUGGUC